This is a messenger RNA of Sarcophilus harrisii (Tasmanian devil), 1998 nucleotides long. It is a transcript of the gene POPDC3, whose product is annotated as popeye domain containing 3. NCBI's taxonomy places the organism in Eukaryota, Metazoa, Chordata, Mammalia, Dasyuromorphia, Dasyuridae. The coding region runs from base 795 to 1664 and encodes 289 amino acids. The record is from RefSeq and is a predicted model, not a curated record. Gene Ontology annotation, cellular component: sarcolemma. The transcript has 7 exons. Gene Ontology annotation, molecular function: cAMP binding.
CUCCCCGCUGCCCUGCCUAUUUUAGUCCAAGCUGCCGCGGCCCGGCGCCGGGCCCGCCUGGAGCUGGGGGCUGAGCGCAGGGGCGCGGAGCUGACCCGUUGGGGUCGGAGCUGCCGGCACCCACCCUGAAUAAGAAGGGGAGCCGGAGCUGUCCGGUCAGCUCUAGCCUCCCAGCCUCUCAGCCUCCCAGCUAGAGUCCGGCUAGGAUUUGAAACUUUUGUCAUGCAACCCUGGAGCUUGUGCGGAGCGAAACAAAAAGUUCCUCCAUCUGUAAAUUGAUGAUGUUGGAUCAGAUUUCCAUUGGCCCUUCAAGCUAUUGAAAAGGAAGAAACAGCCUUUCCUCAUAACAAAGAAUAAAAAAGAUGGGGGCAAAGUUUAACAUAAUUAAACAAUACAUCUAAGAAGUCUGAUAUCUCUAGAAAAGAAGAAAACGUCUUAUUAUAUGCCUUCUUUAGGACCAAGGAUAUGAUCAUCCUUCCACUUACCCAGGUUCACAACUUUGGAGUGUUCCUGGAUUCCUCAAGUUGCCUUUCUCUGCAUAUCCAAUCAGAUGCUAAGGCAGACCAUAUACCAUGUAAGGACUGAAUCCAAAAUGGGAGGUCAGCUGAAUCUACAAAAAUUAAGAUGGUUUCCUGAAUGCUUUCACUUCCAUAAAGACUAAAGUCAUCCACGCAAGCCCAGAUAUGAGAUGUUCCUGGCUGGUGAACCAGUUAGCCCAAGAUCUGAGGGUGGUGCAGCAAAAGACUCAUUUAUCCGCUUAAGAACUUUCAAAAGAAAUCCAGUCUCAGCCAGCCAUGGGAGAAAAUGCAAGCAUAUGGUGGAACUUGCUAGGUGAACAUCCACUCUGUACAGCCUGGAAACAAGAGGCAGAAGGGUCCAUUUAUCACCUGGCUAGUAUUUUAUUUAUAGUUGGCUUCAUGGGAGGGAGUGGAUUCUUCGGGCUCCUGUAUGUAUUCAGUUUACUGGGCCUGGGAUUCCUCUGCUCUUCAGUUUGGGCCUGGGUAGAUGUCUGCGCAGCUGAUAUAUUCUCCUGGAACUUUAUCCUGUUCAUCAUCUGCUUCAUGCAGUUUGUCCACGUGGCUUACCAAGUCCGCAGUGUCACCUUUGACAAAGAAUUCCACGAGCUCUACAGCUCUCUGUUCCAGCCCCUGGGAAUUACAUUGCCCGUCUUCAGGAAGAUUGUUUUGUGUUGCCAAGUGGUUUCGUUGGAGAAGGAACAUUGUUAUGCCAUGCAGGGCAAAACACCAAUCGAUAAACUCUCUUUACUUGUGUCAGGAAGGAUCAGAGUGACAGUGGAUGGAGAGUUUCUGCAUUACAUUUUCCCCCUUCAAUUCCUGGAUUCUCCUGAAUGGGAUUCACUGAGACCCACAGAGGAGGGUAUUUUUCAGGUAACCCUCAUAGCAGAGACAGAUUGUCGGUAUGUGGCUUGGAGGCGAAAGAAACUGUAUUUGCUCUUUGCUCAGCAUCGUUUCAUCUCCCGCCUGUUUUCUGUUUUAAUUGGCAGUGAUAUUGCUGACAAACUCUAUGCCUUGAAUGACAGGGUGCAUAUGGGAAAAGGCCAUCGCUAUGACAUCCGGUUACCUAACUUCUAUCAAGCAGCCACCCCAGAAAUAGCCAGAUCACCUCUGACAGAACAUUUUCGGAAAAAUACCAGAAGAUACUGACCUAACCAUUUCCAAAUGAUGUCUUUUUUUUAAGUAUAAAAAAUUCUCUCUUUAUCAACCAUUACUCCACCUCUAAAAAUUCUCUUUAUCAUUCCUAGAAUUAAAUAGGAAAAUGAAAUGACCGAAGUAAAGUUCAUCAAUAUUUUUAUAAAUCACACUGGGAAGUCACAGGGCUAAUAUCUCUGGUUAAGUACAGCUAUUUUCAUGCACCAUAUCAAUAUAUUUUUUGCAACUAGCUUACUGUUUUAUGUAUCUCAAAUAUUUUGUCAUAGUUAAGCAGUUGGUAUUGAUUUCUCUGGUGUGUCUGAUUGUUAUUCUUGUGACAGGAGGAGAU